CCACACCGCCUCCUCCCUCCGCCCCGGCACCUGCACUCGUCGAUUCGUCGGGCUCGCCUCGCUCCCCUGCCUCCCUUGCCUUCCUCUCCCCUUCCCCGCGGCCGCGCGCCCCCGCAUGCGAGCGCACCGACUGGCAGACGGGCCCGGCAUGGACAAGUACGAGGAGGUGCGGGACAUCGGGUCGGGCAACUUCGGGGUGGCGCGGCUGAUGCGCAGCCGCGAGACCCGCGGGCUCGUCGCCGUCAAGCUCAUCGAGCGCGGCCACCGGGUCUGGAACAUUGACGAGAAUGUGUACCGGGAGAUCAUCAACCACCGCUCGCUGCGGCACCCGAACAUCAUCCAAUUCAUAGAGGUGAUCCUAACUCCAACGCAUCUUGCAAUUGUGAUGGAGUAUGCGGCUGGUGGUGAACUCUUUGAUCGAAUAGUUGAUCGUGGGCGGUUUAGUGAGGAUGAGGCCAGAUAUUUCUUUCAGCAGUUGAUCUGUGGCGUGAGCUAUUGCCAUCACAUGCAAAUAUGCCAUAGAGAUUUGAAGUUGGAGAAUGUUCUCUUGGAUGGCAACCCAGCUCCGCGGCUCAAGAUAUGUGAUUUUGGAUACUCCAAGUCUUCAGUACUACAUUCAAGGCCAAAAUCAGCAGUGGGGACACCGGCAUAUAUUGCACCAGAGGUGCUUUCUCGCCGAGAGUAUGACGGAAAGCUUGCAGAUGUAUGGUCCUGCGGAGUGACUCUUUAUAUCAUGCUUGUGGGAGCCUACCCAUUUGAAGACCAGGAUGACCCUAAAAAUAUUAGGAAAACCAUUCAGCGGAUAGCAGCGAUUCAAUAUAAGAUCCCAGAUCAUAUCCACAUAUCUGCUGAUUGCAGACAGCUCAUUUCACGUAUCUUUGUCAGCAACCCAUUGAGGAGAAUCACCAUGAGGGAAAUAAAAAGCCAUCCGUGGUUCUUGAAGAACUUGCCGAGGGAACUCACGGAAGCAGCGCAGUCAAUCUACUACAGGAGGGACAACAUCGUGCCUGCUUUCUCGGACCAAAAUACCGAGGAAAUCAUGAAGAUUGUCAAAGAGGCAAGAACCAUGCCAAAAUCAUCGAGAUCAGGCUACGGCUACAGUGAUGAGUGCUCAGAUGAGGAGGGGAAGGAAGAGGAGAACGAACCCAAAGAGGAGGAGGAAGAAGAUGAGUGUGAUAAGAGGGUCAGGGAGGUUCGUGAGAGCGGAGAGCUGGAUAUGGCCUCACUGCGCAUCUAAAUGCUGCUUGUGAGGCGGCCAGAUGUAGAUAAUUUGGCUUUAUUUUCUGCUGGCUUUUUUGUAGGAUGUAUGCUAUUCUGGCUUCAGACAUAGUAGUAGUCUAUUUAAGCUUUUUCCAUCCUGUAGCAUAAUUUUUGUUGAAACUGUAUGUGUGGCCUAAGGACUAAGGUUGGUUCUCAGUUUUGUACAGGCACAUCUGGUUGUGUUUUCAGAUAGAAAUAUUUCCGUUUGUUUGCA
Phragmites australis (common reed) is the source of this 1474-nucleotide messenger RNA. Its product is annotated as serine/threonine-protein kinase SAPK4-like. Gene Ontology annotation, biological process: protein phosphorylation; intracellular signal transduction. Gene Ontology annotation, molecular function: protein serine/threonine kinase activity; ATP binding. The coding region runs from base 116 to 1237 and encodes 373 amino acids. The record is from RefSeq and is a predicted model, not a curated record. The transcript is spliced from 9 exons. Lineage: Eukaryota; Viridiplantae; Streptophyta; Magnoliopsida; Poales; Poaceae.